UUAAGGAAACCCCUUUCAAAAUGUACUGUGCAUGUACAAAGUGCAAUCUUCAGUGCAUAAUAACUGCAAAAUCAAAUCCUACUUUUGUCAGAGCUUUCAAAAGCAUUUCUCAAUGAGGAAUAUUUACAUGCCAAAUUUAAACUUUCUACCCCUGCCAUUUGGACUUCAUAGCUGUCCAAAAAGCCUGAAGGUUUUUUAAUUCUGAGGUUAGUGUUGUUUUCCCCUACUGUUCUAUUAAAUAAUAGCUAAUCCAUCUUUGCUCAAACUUUUUUAAAAAAACUUUCUGCUUUGGACACAAAUUAUGGAAAAUUUCAGCUUUUGGGGUGAAAGAUUCUGGAAGUCAUAAGCAACUGAAAAUUAAGCAUUUAAAUUCUAACCCUUCAACAACCUUAAUAAUAGCAUUUGCUAGCGCUCUCACCUUAAGUAUUUUUAGGGUCGGACAUAUAAUUGAGAGGAAGGCACAACAGAGUGUGACUUGGCCACUAUUUUAAUACAUACCAUUUUUCUGUUACUGGAUGUGAAUUCCCUUUCUCUAUAAAAUUAAUGUCUUGUCUGUAUUAUUUUAAAAUAUCUUUAUUUUCCAAACUUUUAAGAGCCAGUUAGAAAUGGCAAAAGUGAAUAAAUAUUUGCUUGACUUUAACUUAGUAAUGAACAUCUUGCAGCAUUAUUAUUGCAAUAACUUAAGCAUAUUAUUUUUUCUAAAAUCUGUCAACAUUCUAUAAAAAGAUCAGUCUUACACUAGCAAGCCUUUAAUAACUAUAUAUUUUGCUCUGCUUACAGUCAUUUUAAUUUUGUUCUCCUGUUCAGGUAAAAAAUUUUGCUGUUAUUUAUCUUGUGGAUAUCACAGAAGUACCAGACUUCAACAAGAUGUAUGAGUUGUAUGAUCCCUGUACAGUCAUGUUUUUCUUUAGGAAUAAACACAUCAUGAUUGAUUUAGGUACAGGUAACAACAACAAGAUUAACUGGGCGAUGGAAGACAAGCAAGAGAUGAUCGACAUUAUAGAAACAGUUUAUAGAGGAGCUCGUAAAGGUAGAGGUCUCGUGGUGUCGCCAAAAGACUAUUCUACCAAAUACAGAUAUUGACAUUCUGUGACACUUACCCUCUCUUUUAGUCCACCUCCACAUACACAUAAUUAUCCUUUGUAUAUAAAAGUUGAUGAUUUACAUUUUUUUAUUAUGAACGUGUUUUGAACUCUUAUUUAAAAACUUUGUAAAUUUUCAUUUGAAAAAAUAGAAGACAUGAAGUCUGGAACCAUUUGAUUUCAGAAAUGCAAUAGCUGGAUCAUUCCUUUUGAAUUAAAGGACUUUAACUCUGCAAACGUCAACCUCUCGGUAUAAUAUAUUUUUUUAACACAAUUCUAUUCUUAGAAAAAUAUGUAAAAAAUAUGAGAAGUUGAAACAAAUGUACAUGAGAAACUUUUAGUGUAGCCUUUUAAUGGAUAAAAAGUAGUGCUGUAUUGUUCUUGCCUUUAGCUUAUUAUCUUUAAUAAUAGUAAUAAUAAAAGUAUUUGCCUUUUAAGGUACACCUCUUGAAGUUACUGGCUUGUCACUUUUGUCAGAGUCCUCAUAUUCAUGAUAUUUUGUUCAUGUCUGGUAAUGGAUACCAGAAACCAUUAGCACUGAAAAGAGAGGGUGAAAUACUAAGCAAGCAAAAUUCUCUGGAAAUACAGUUGUUGCAUAUCUUUUAUAAAAAA
This is a messenger RNA of Terrapene triunguis (Three-toed box turtle), 1694 nucleotides long. RefSeq names its product thioredoxin like 4A (gene TXNL4A). Gene Ontology annotation, cellular component: U5 snRNP; U4/U6 x U5 tri-snRNP complex; spliceosomal complex. Gene Ontology annotation, biological process: mRNA splicing, via spliceosome. The record is from RefSeq and is a predicted model, not a curated record. The transcript is spliced from 2 exons. Lineage: Eukaryota; Metazoa; Chordata; Testudines; Emydidae. Bases 868 to 1083 code for a protein of 71 amino acids.